AUUAGGUUCAACAGGUUAUGGAGGGUUACUUUUAAAGAUGAAAGAACAACUUGGAAGUAAUGUCAACGACAUUGAUCGAGCGGAUACAUGGCUCUUGGGAAGAGAAAGAAAAGAUGGUGGAUAUGAUCCUGAGGUUUUGGAAGUUGCAGAAGAAAUAAAGGAGCUCAAAAAUAAGGUGAAAGAAGGAUCAUUUGUGCCUCGUGGAGACGAUGAUGUGCUCUCAGUUGCUCUUCAGAAAAAAUCAAAUGGCAGUAGAGUACAGGGGUUGGGGCACUUCAUUACCCCAACACGAUACUUUUACACGCCAAAGGCAACCAAAACCGAGGGUGGGAGUCAUGGAAUGCAGAAG
Cuscuta europaea is the source of this 349-nucleotide messenger RNA. Lineage: Eukaryota; Viridiplantae; Streptophyta; Magnoliopsida; Solanales; Convolvulaceae. The record is from the annotation of a GenBank genome assembly.